Molecule: messenger RNA, 2714 nt
Organism: Capsicum annuum
Lineage: Eukaryota; Viridiplantae; Streptophyta; Magnoliopsida; Solanales; Solanaceae
Product: probable CoA ligase CCL11
Exons: 2
Coding region: 568-2427 (619 amino acids)
Source: RefSeq, a predicted model, not a curated record
UUACUUAAAAUGGUAUGUCCUCUCUUUUAAUAUCAUCCAAAACCACAUGGUCCUGUUUGAAGUUUGGCAAUGUUGCAUGAGUCCAGCAAGUUGAUAUUGUUGGAAGUUACUCCCGCACAUGGUGUGGGUGCAUUUGAACUUCUCCUACCUCAAAAUAAAAGCAAAGAAAAUAAGAAGCCCCUUAUGAAACUUGGUGAGAAUUUAUGAGAGCCAGCAAAUUCCAAAUAGUCGAUAUUCUACCUCAACUAAAAUCUCGUCACUGCAAUAAAUUUCGACCGUCUAAAGACACAGACUUAAAAGCUCCAUAAAAAAAAAUAAUUCUAAACAUUAUCCUUCGUUCAGUUUAUUUUCAUACAAUUCUUGGAUCUAGAAACACCCUUUAUCUAUCUGUAUCAGGAUCAUGCUCAUUCAUCAAUGGGCUAGCAGAACAUUUCAGCCUUAAGUGGCCAAUUUUAUCUCCAUUUCCCUUCAGUAUUAAAGCCGAAAACCUCUCAAGUUACAUUACACUACUCAAAUCUGUCGAACCUUGUAGAAGAAAGAGACAGCUCUACAGUAACAUAUAUUUAUAUGGAUCAACUUAAACCAAGUUGUGUCAAUUCAUCUCCCCUUACUCCAUUAACAUUCUUGGAAAGAGCUGCUGUAGCUUAUGGGGAAAGUAUUUCCAUUGUCUAUAACUCCACUAGUUACACUUGGUCCGAAACAUUUGCCCGAUGCCUACGCCUCGCUUCCUCAAUUUCUUCCCUCAUUGGCAUCAAAAAAGGCCAAGUCGUUUCUGUUUUGGCUCCUAAUAUCCCUGCCACAUUGGAGCUCCAAUUUGCUAUCCCGAUGGCUGGUGCUGUCCUCAACAACAUCAACACUCGCCUCGAUGCUAAAACCAUCUCUGUUCUGCUCCAACAUAGUGAAUCCAAGCUCCUCUUUGUUGAUUGCCAGCUAUAUUCUUUGGUACUUCAAUCAAUUUCAUUGUUUCCAUCUAACAUGAACCCUCCAGUUCUUGUCCUUAUUGAAGAUGAAAGCUCGGUUUCAUUUUCAAGAAACUUAGAUUUUGAUGAAUGCACUACUUAUGAGGCAAUGCUGGUGAAGGGGGAUUCAAAUUUCCAUUGGAUUCGACCUGAAAAUGACUGGGACCCCAUGACAUUGAACUACACUUCAGGGACAACAUCUUCACCUAAAGGAGUGGUACAUUCUCAUAGAUCUCUUUUUAUUAUAACGGUCGAUUCUUUAAUCGAUUGGUAUGUACCAAGUCAGCCAGUGUAUCUAUGGACACUGCCAAUGUUCCAUUCCAAUGGAUGGAGUUACACAUGGGGUAUGGCUGUAGUUGGUGGGACCAGCGUUUGUCUUCGAAAAUUCGAUGCUAAUGUUGUGUUUCAUGCCAUAGCCAAAUAUAAUGUCACACAUAUGUGUGGUGCACCCGUGGUACUCACUAUGCUAGCCAAUUCUCCCUGUGCUAAGUCCUUAAAAAAUCCGGUCCACUUCCGUACUGGUGGCGCUCCCCCCCCUGCCCCCGUUGUUCUUCGAGUAGAAUCAUUGGGAUUCAUCGUGAAUCACGGGUAUGGGAUGACAGAGGUGGCAGGGGUGGUGGUGUCGUGUAUUUGGAAGCCUAAGUGGAACAAAUUAACUGCGAAUGUGAAGGCGAAACUGAAGUCAAGACAAGGGAUUAAGAGCUUAGGAAUGACUGAAGUCGACGUGGUGGAUCCAGAAUCUGGAGUCAGUGUGAAGAGGGACGGACUAACAAUGGGGGAGAUAGUAUUAAGGGGUGGAUGCAUAAUGUUAGGUUAUUUGAAAAAUCAAGAAGCUACAUCAAAGUGCAUGAAAAAUGACUGGCUUUACACCGGGGAUGUAGCAGUGAUACACCCAGAUGGGUACUUGGAAAUUAAAGACAGAUCAAAAGACAUUAUUAUUAGUGGAGGUGAAAAUGUGAGCAGUGUUGAAGUAGAAUCAGUGCUUUAUUCAAACACAUUUAUUAAUGAGGCAGCAGUUGUGGCAAGGCCAGAUGAAUUUUGGGGUGAAACGCCUUGUGCUUUUGUUAGUUUGAAAGUGGAAUUGAAACAAAAGCCAAAGGAGAAAGAAAUUAUUGAUUUCUGUAGAGAAAGAUUGCCACAUUAUAUGAUACCAAAGACUGUAAUUUUCAUGGAUGAACUUCCAAAAACAGCAACUGGAAAAAUUCAGAAGUUUUCUCUCAGAGAGAUUGCCAAUGGUAUGGGGUCGUUACCUGCUAGUCGAAUUCAAUACACGAAGAAUCAAGCUUUGGUCACAUUGGGGGCACGGGAACAUACAUGGAGGAACCGAUUUGAGCACAACAUAGAGCAAUCCCGUGUGUGGAAGGUUGCUUGGGGGCUUGCCUUUGACGCAUACCUGAGAAUACAAGUGAUGAAGAGGGACGUGCUUUGGAGCUUGAAGAGGCGCCCUUGGAGUGUUAAAACUCAUUAAGGGUGUUUUAGUCAUUUGGAGCAUGGAAGAGGUGCCCUUGGAGUGUAAUUCUCAUUAAGGGUGUUUUAGUAAUUUUACCCUUUUAUGUAAUAGACUAUAAAUAACACUUGUUAGGUUUAUUUCCUCGUAGUUUUUGAUGAUAUUUUGAUAAGAAACAUUCUUGAACUCCAUUGGGAGGAAUUUUAGUAGGGCUUGGAAAAGCCAAUAUUAAUCUUUGCUUAGAAACGAUAGUUGUAAGGUGGAGUUGAUCCCCUUUACCAUCACCGUAAGAAGUUGGUGUUUGUUUA